GAGAUGGUGAUGGAGGAGGACUUUUGACACAACAGGGAAGACAGCAACGCGGCGACGCUUUUUCAUCGAUCGUGAGUCCAGAAUUUGCGAGACUGGCGCAAAUGCGUGCGACCACACAGCAAGACGACGCGGCCGACGCUGGGGAAGAGUGCUGUCAGCUCUCGCAAAUGGAAUCGUUGCUCAAGGACUGCGGAGUGCCUGAGACCGAACUGAGCCGCACCCUAUUCUUGUUUGGUGCAGCUGGGGCAGAAGAUCCGCCAAAUUCAUCAGUAGGCACUGCUGGAAGACGGUUAUUAGCCUUCGUCCAGCAUCGCCUCACUGAGUACUUGGAGAGAACAUCAGAAGAGGAGAAGGACCCUUCUAGACGAGGGACAGGAGUGAGAAGCUUUGCGUUGUUUCUGCGUUCAGAUCUUGAAAAACUGCCGCUCAUCGUGCGCUCCAUCCUUUACUGCACUGCAGUUGCCAGCGGCGACAACUUUGGGCUUACCGAGGACGCGGGCUGCGAUCCUCACGCGUCGGAUGAGCAAAAGGAAAGUG
Messenger RNA from Amoebophrya sp. A25, 537 nucleotides. The record is from the annotation of a GenBank genome assembly. Lineage: Eukaryota; Dinophyceae; Syndiniales; Amoebophryaceae.